Aspergillus steynii IBT 23096 is the source of this 2518-nucleotide messenger RNA. RefSeq lists its product as uncharacterized. The transcript is spliced from 2 exons. The record is from RefSeq and is a predicted model, not a curated record. The coding region runs from base 129 to 2339 and encodes 736 amino acids. Lineage: Eukaryota; Fungi; Ascomycota; Eurotiomycetes; Eurotiales; Aspergillaceae.
CGUCAAUCCGCCUCGCAGUCCUGGCCCCCUCUUUGCCUCUCCCACUCGCCAAUGGGGUCGCCCCGUGAAAUGCCUCUUGUGUCGAGUUUGCUAAUCUGAAUCACCCCAAUCCCUAUCCUGCAGACGCGAUGCUGGAGUGGAUCAAGGGGCAGAACGAGCAGUUCGCAGACGGCUCAACGGUCCUGGAGCCACCCGAGACUCCUGCGCCCGUCUUUGCCAUUCGCGCAUUCAAGAGCGCCCUCUUUGGAACCCCGGCCGCGGACGACGAAGAAAACGCCCGCCGCCAGCAGAACCCGAAGAAUCUGACCGCCAAUCCCCGUCUGGGUGCCGGUGAUUUGCGGAAGCCCCUUGCGACCGGAGGCGCAAGAGAUGCUCCCAGGCUUACCGCGGCGGAUGUUGAUACGGCUGUGAAUGCCAUGGCGUCUCCGACGAAGAGUAUCCUUGUCACCCCCGGCACCGCAUCCAACCGGCGAAAGACCGUCUCCUUCGGUGAGAGCGUCGUCGAUAACGAACGGAAGCGAGACGAGCCAUCCACCAAGUCCUCCAAAACCCCGACUAUCUCGCCCGGCAAUAUCAGUAGCCAAUGGUCAUCCGGCUCGUCGGACAAAUCGAAACCACGCAGCAAACUCACGCAGGCCUUGAUGGAUUCCCGCGAAAAGUCUCCCGGCGGCUCAGAAGUGGGUUCGUCACAGCAGGUUGACCUUCCAGCGGCGGAAUCGAAAGCCAUGACGCCGUCCGGUGAAGAGGAGAGCAACGACGACACGGUUAACCUGAACGAGCCUCGCUCUCAAUCGGGGAAAUAUUGGAAGGCUGAAUUCGACAGCUAUCGAACCAAAACUACUCGCGAAAUCCGGAAGUUGAUCCAAUAUCGCUCGGCGGCCAAGUCAUACGCCAGAAAGAAGGAUGAGGAGGCCGUGCGGCUGGCCGAAAAACUGAAGGAGGAAGAGGUCAAGGUUUCGGAGAUGGAACGCCACGUAACCCAGCUCGCUUCUACGAUGGUGACCGAAAAAUCCCAUGCCGACAAAGAGAAAUUGGUGCAGGAACUCACCAAGCAGACGGCCUUGGCCCUACAAUACAAACAUCGCGUCGGCUUAUUGCGCAAGCUUCUCGAACGGCACGGUGUGGUUGGGGAUGAUAUCCCAGGAUCGCCUGUUGUCAGCGAUGCCCCGGCGGACACAUCGUCGCAAGAGCUUCGCAAAACCCAGCAGGAACUGGGUCAGGCCAAUGCACAGAUCGAGGAGAUGAAAAAGCAGCAAUCCGAGUUCACCAACUUGAAGAAUCUAGCCCAGAGCUCCGAGCAGAAGGCGUCGGAGCUUGAAAAAGAAAACGCGCUGCUUAAACAAACCCUGGCGCGGGUGAAGCAGGAGAUGGUCAAAUAUGAGGGACGGCGCAAAGACAAGGAAGCCAAGCUCAAGCAAAGAGAGUCUAAACUGGAGACACGGAUCCAAGAAUACCGAGAGCGAUUCCGGACUGCUUCCCAACAGCACCGCGAGCUGGAAGACGACCUCAAGGCGUCGUUCAAUGAGGAGCGCCGUCAAAUGCAGGAGCAAAUCGACCUGCUGAAUCUGAAAGUCACCACUCUCGAACGGCUGCCCGAACUUCGAGCCCGGACCCGCCCUUCAGAUAGCCCUCGCAAAAGCUACCCGGGCGUCCAGGUGCAUGACUUCGCGCAUAAAAGCCCCCAGAAAACCCACCACCAACACGACGAGACGACCGACGUUGACGAACCGCCCAGUCCCAGUCCCCGAGCUAAGGAUCGACGCUCUCUCGGUCCUCGAACGGCACUGGGUGAACUGGAUGUGAAAAUGGCCAGCAAGGCUCUGGGUCUUCACGAAGACGACGACACCCACAAUGACGAAUCGUUGAAUAUAGGACACUCCCCGCGCAAGACGCCCGGAAUCCACCUUCAGGAGGGCGAGGAAGCCGUUCCAGCAUCCUCCCCCCCCGACGUCCAACCCUUAGAAUCUAUUACCCGACCUCGUACUACCAAACAGAAAUACAACCCAGACAGCUACCGCUCGUACCUCCCUUCCCAUACAACCAUGACUUCCCUGGCCCAUCACCUGGCCUCCAUGGACGAAAGCCAACAAGUCCGCACCGAGCGUCUGCGCCCCCGUCGCUCUACAAAAUUCAGCCUCGACGCAUUAUCCGGUCUCCCAGAAACCCAUCAUCUCGUCGAUCGAUCGCGGAAACGCCAGAGUCUCAGCGCCCUCCAAAAGGGCUCGAUACCCAUCGACCGCAUGAUCGCCGCGCAGGCACGAAUUAAACGCCGCGACGAACAUCGAAAGAUCAAAGAUGACGGCAAAGAGAAUAUCCGGGCCUACAGCACCAAUCAUUGAUUUCGCUCCGUCCAUGCCUUUUUCCUUCCCUUAUUUCAAUCCCUGAUAGCCUAUACGUUCAUUCCAUGGGCUCUGGAGGUGUCAUGCAUCGUCUUUCUUGCUUUCCGUCUUUGGCCCUGUCUGUUCUCUUUCAUCUCUUUCGCUCAUUUAUUCGGUUGGCAUCGGCGUAGUAGGAACGG